Molecule: messenger RNA, 393 nt
Organism: Diversispora eburnea
Lineage: Eukaryota; Fungi; Glomeromycota; Glomeromycetes; Diversisporales; Diversisporaceae
Source: the annotation of a GenBank genome assembly
AUGGGAAAACUCGUUUUAUUAUUUAUUGAACGAUUCAACAAAAACGCCACUCGAUCUCCUCCACCACCACCAGGUUUUGGUUUUGCUCUUAAAUCGAAAGUUAUACCAUAUGAACGAAAAACUCAAUAUAGAUUAUAUUAUUUAUAUGAUGGACUUAAACUUGAUUUUUUUGAACAAACUCAAUAUAGAUUUUAUGAUUUAUACGAAGAUUUUAAACUUGAUAUUCAUCUAAUCAUUAUUGAAAGAUUAUUAACCAUUUGUAUUUACAGUCAACCCAACGAACACCAAAAUAAUGAAAGCGAAAAAAAAGAAGCUCAUAAAAAAAGAACUAAUGUUAAAAAACGUCCAACACUCUUAUCUCAUGAAGCCAGUGCACUUUCUUCUAUCUGUUAG